GCCAUGUUGUUUGGCUUGUGAGGGAGGCGGAGGCUGGGCGGGCAUCGAGAAAGAGCGGCCGCCGCCGCCGCCACGGCCCGCCACGGAGGACCCCGCAGGGGCUGCCCAGCCGCCGACGGGACCGGAGGGCCGCCGUGCCAUGGGCAGGAGCCGCCGCCGCCGCUGCCGGCUGUCACUGUGAAAUACCUGACAAUCGUGAAUCGCAUCUGAAAUCUGUCAAAGUGGUUUAUUGUUGAUUGAGCUUUCCAUGAUAUAUAGCGCUGCGGAACUGGAAAGCAAGGGUGAGGGCCUUGCCUAGCAGCUAGGCUCUGUCAUGGAUGAAGAGACUCAUCAUAGCCUUGAAUGCAUCCAAGCUAAUCAGAUCUUCCCCAGGAAGCAGCUAAUCCGGGAGGACGAAAAUCUCCAGGUCCCAUUUCUCGAACUUCACGGGGAGAGCACCGAGUACGUCGGCCGAGCCGAUGAUGCCGUCAUUGCCCUGUCCAACUACAGGCUUCACAUCAAAUUUAAGGAAUCCGUGGUGAACGUUCCAUUGCAGCUCAUAGAAAGCGUGGAAUGUCGGGAUAUUUUCCAGCUUCACUUGACUUGCAAAGAUUGCAAAGUUAUCAGGUGCCAGUUCUCUACUUUUGAGCAGUGUCAAGAGUGGCUGAAGCGGCUGAACAACGCCAUCCGCCCCCCUUCAAAGAUAGAGGAUGUUUUCUCUUUUGCUUACCAUGCCUGGUGCAUGGAGGUCUACGCCAGUGAAAAGGAGCAACAUGGGGAUUUGUGCCGCCCAGGCGAGCACGUGGCGUCGAGAUUCAAAAACGAAGUGGAACGGAUGGGUUUUGACAUGAACAAUGCCUGGCGGAUCUCCAACAUCAAUGAGAAGUACAAGCUCUGCAGUAGCUACCCUCAAGAACUCAUUGUGCCUGUCUGGAUAACGGACAAAGAGCUGGAAAGCGUGGCCAAUUUCCGGUCUUGGAAGCGCAUCCCUGUCGUGGUUUACAGGCACCAGAACAACGGGGCGGUCAUUUCUCGCUGCGGGCAGCCAGAGGUCAGCUGGUGGGGCUGGAGAAACGCUGACGACGAACAUCUUGUCCAGUCGAUGGCCAAAGCCUGUGCCUCCGAUUCCAAGUCGAGCAGCGGUAAACUGGUGAAUGGGAACUGCUCGCGAGAGUUCUCCAAUGGGGGAGACUUCUCCGACGCAGAGUUUGAUUCUUCCAUUUCCAAUGCUUCGGGAGCAGAAAGCUUAGCCAUCCAGCCUCAGAAGCUUUUGAUCUUAGAUGCACGCUCCUAUACAGCUGCAGUCGCCAACAGAGCCAAAGGAGGGGGCUGUGAAUGUCCAGAGUAUUAUCCCAACUGUGAAGUGCUGUUCAUGGGGAUGGCUAACAUCCACUCUAUUCGGAAGAGUUUUCAGUCACUGAGGCUGCUCUGCACACAGAUGCCGGACCCGGGAAACUGGCUGUCGGCUCUGGAGAGCACCAAGUGGCUCCAGCAUCUCUCUGUGCUUCUGAAAUCAGCCCUGCUGGUGGUUCACACGGUGGACAGAGACCAGCGGCCUGUCCUGGUCCACUGCUCCGAUGGCUGGGAUCGGACCCCGCAGAUCGUGGCUCUGUCCAAGCUGUUGCUGGAUCCGUAUUACAGGACUGUUGAGGGUUUCCAAGUGUUGGUGGAGAUGGAAUGGCUGGACUUCGGCCAUAAGUUUGCAGACCGCUGUGGCCACGGCGAGAACUCGGAUGACCUCAACGAACGCUGCCCCGUGUUUCUGCAGUGGCUCGACUGCGUCCAUCAACUCCAGAGGCAGUUCCCCUGCUCCUUCGAGUUUAACGAAGCAUUCCUUGUCAAGCUAGUGCAACACACCUACUCCUGCCUCUUUGGUACAUUCCUGUGCAACAAUGCGAAGGAGAGAGGCGAGAAGCACACCCAAGAAAGGACUUGCUCGGUGUGGUCCCUGCUGCGAGGAGGAAACAAAGCCUUCAAAAACCUGCUUUACUCCUCCCAGUCCGAAUCCGUGCUGUAUCCUGUGUGCCACGUGCGCAACUUAAUGCUGUGGAGUGCCGUGUACCUGCCUUGCUCCUCACCUUCCACCCCUGUGGAUGACACCUGUGCCCCUUAUCCCGUCCCAGGCUCCAACCCUGAGGAUCAGCCUCUGAGCAGGCUACCAAAGACCAGGUCCUUUGACAAUCUUACCACAGCCUGUGACAGCAGCAUACCCACCACCAACCGGCGUAGCAGCGACCCCAGCCUCAACGAGAAAUGGCAGGAACACCGCCGAUCCCUGGAGCUCAGCAACCUCGGGAACCCGGGAGAUGACCUCUUUGAGGGCGAAAGUUUGGGCAAACAAGGCAGGACUCUGAUUGGAGCAGAGCUUUCGGUAGCGGUGGCCGAGGGGCAGAUGGAAAACAUCUUGCAAGAAGCCACCAAAGAAGAAGGGAGCCUUGAGGAGAAUACGAGGUGUAAUCAGGAAAGGGCAGGGAAGGAGGGUGAAGGGGAUCUCCCGCUAGAUAAGGAACACAGGACUGAAUACCUGGCUGGUUCGGCUACUGUUUGUGAAAAGUCCAACCCGGAUGCAGAAACCUUAUUAGACAAUCCACUUUCUAAUCAACAGGUGGUAUCACAGGGUGCUUCUGAGCUCCAAGGGCAAGAGGAGGGUCACCCAGCUGUCCCUUGCACAGUCCAGAAGCCAUCUCAGUGGGGAGAGCUUCCACUUGGCUUUUGGGACAAUCCUGGAAAUAGCGAAGUUUCACGAGAGGAGGAAGAGGAGGAGGAGGAGGAGGAGGAGGGUGUUAAUACCAGUAGUAGUUCAGCAGAAGCAGAAAAUGCUUCUAGUCCUGCCCAUCCCAUCCCACUGUUGCCUGUAGGACUUGAGGUGGCCACACCAAAUAUGGAGAGCUCGACCGAGACCUUAACAGAAACAGGAGCCAGGGCAGAAAGCACACAGAAGGUGCCUUCCCAUUGGCAUCGCCCCGCGGGAAACAGCGUCAGUGAUCUUUCCCAGAUGGUGGAGAAUCGGCUGGAGAGGGAGGACUUGAUGGAUGCACACAAGUUGGCCGCAGCUCUAAACAGGACUCCUUACAGCAGCAACCCUUCCCUGUGUGCCUUGCCUUUAACGGACUAUAAAGAGGUGGUGUGCAAUGGAGACCUGGCAUCCGAGAACAAGAUGGCGGAGAGCCCAGCAGGGUUUGCUGCUCCUCAGAAAUACUCCGCGCCCAACGGGCACUGCCUGAACGGCGAAGAAAGCAGGGUGAAGGUUCCCCCCGGCCGGCAGAUCUCCACCCCGCCGCAUCUAAGGAACCUCCACCACAAAUGGGUUCACGCCAUCCCGGGUCGGCAGCAAACAGGAGGCAGCCCGGACCAGCCUGCCCGGAAUCACCUAGAUGACGACGGGAUGCCCAUCUACACCGACGUCAUUCAGCAGCGCCUCCGACAGAUUGAAAGCGGGCACCAGCAGGAGGUGGAGAGCUUGAAGAAGCAGGUGCAGGAGCUAAAGAGCCGGUUGGAAAGCCAGUAUCUGAACAGCUCACUGCGCUUCAACGGGGAGUACGGGGAUGAAGUGACUUCAGUGCCUGACUCAGAAAGCAAUCCGGAUCACAACUGCUUGUCUCGCUGCAGUACAGAGAUUUUCUCUGAAGCCAGCUGGGAGCAGGUGGAUAAACAGGACACAGAGGUGACACGGUGGCUUCCCGAUCACCUGGCUGCACACUGUUACGGCUGUGACAGUGUCUUCUGGCUUGUCAGCAGAAAACACCACUGCAGGGAUCCCGAACAUGUUGAUCAGAGUUGGAAUUGUGGAAAUGUGUUUUGCUCCAGCUGCUGUAACCAGAAGGCGCCGGUCCCCAGCCAACAGCUCUUCGAACCCAGCCGGGUCUGCAAAACCUGCUACAGCAGCUUGCACCCCAGUAGUGCCAGCCUUGACCUCGAACUGGACAAACCCAUUGCUGCCACCUCAAACUGAGGCUCCGGCCUGGAAGGAAAGCUGGGAGGAGACAAAGCUGCCUUUGUCCCUUGAGGAGACACACCGAUUGCCGGUGGACUGAAGCUGGUAGGAUUGGAGGAGCUAUGCACUUUGAGCUGGAAGUACAGGUUACUGUUCAGAGAGAGAGAGAGAGAGAGAGAGAGAGAGACAGGGAGAGGAUGAUGGGUAGGUAGAUUCUGACAGAGCAGUCCUUCCCCACUGUUACUUCCCAUUCCCUUUCCAUCCUUCUCAUGUAAAUUUAGUGUGGAUUUUGCAGGAAGACUGUGAAAUGGGUCUAGUGGGGGAGUCUCCCUGCCCUGCACCGCAGGCAGGCUAGGCUGUUCUCCCUUUGCGGGAAGAGAGGAAGGUGAAUUGCCAGAGAGAUUGUGAAUAGCUGUAGCAUUAGGACUAGUGCUUUCAGUCACUCCUGUGACUUCUCAGCAGCCCCUUGCUGUUUGGAGAGUUGUUGCUGCUAGAAGAAACGGAAAUGGCCUUCUCAAAAGGACUCUUUUCCCCUCUCUGUCCUCCAGGAGCGGGCUGGAUUAUUCUCGUUGCCCAAAUGCAAGGGGUGGAUUGCAGAUCUCCACACUGGGCAUCCCUGUGUGGCCGAGGGCUAAGAAGACGCCUGCUUGCUUUGAGAGGAAGCGAGAGGAGAAGGGGUGCCUUUAAGCCAGCACCCUCGAUGUAAAAUUCUGUACAUCCAUUUUUAUUUUUAUUUUGUAAAGGAAUCGGUGCCUAGGCUUUGACGGUAGCUUUUGAAAUGCCUCUCCUUGCCCACAUUUUAAACCUAGUUUACACAGAAAGUAGAGCUGCUUCACUGCACUCAGUAGGCUAUGUGCAAAGUCAGGUGGCCUAAUGGCGUCGCGGUGUCCUUUUCACAAAACAACCCCAUGAAGCAAGAGGGGGAUGGUUUUAUUUUGCUCUAGAGCUGGUUAGAAAAAGUAGGUUUGCUGGUGCCCCCAAAAUGAGGCGUUAGGUAAAGACAUGACAAUCUGAACCUCUUUUCCUCCUGCUAACUUUGUCAUCCCGUCAGCAGAGUCCUCCUAUUUUUCUAAAUUUUGUAUUUCCCCCCCUUCACUCUUUAAAAUAUGCUCAGUUUAUGGUUUUGGAGUGGGAGGAAGAAUUUUAAUAGAGAAUUUAUAAUCUGUGAUAAGAUGCUCGAAUCCAUCCAGAAUCGGUUCUCUUCUUUUUGUCCUCGCCUGCUUCGUCUUAGAGAACUUAGAUCAGUACAUGCAGUUCCUUUCUUUCUGUGUCGGCACACUUCAAACAUCUUCCGUAUACCUUCUCUGCAACAUUUUCACACAGCGCAGAUCUACACCCUGGCCUUGAGUACUACCUGGUGGGAGGUUCCCACACCCAUAACUGCCAUAAGCUCACGAAGCUCUGCAAGAGCCAAAAAGAGCAAGCUACACAACAACAGGCGUAAAAAGAACGAGAAACACAACACCUAAGCUAUUCUAAGCGUUUGUGCGGCAAUAACCAGACUGGCCUUCCCAAGGGAAACUGGUUUAGUGAGCCUGUUGCCAAGGAAGAAAUAUAAAAGUGAGGCUUGUCAAACAGUUUUCGUUUUCAUACUGAUUCCAAGAAGGAAGAUGUCAGUCCUUUUCAUUCUUGAUGUUUCAGUUUUCCCGGGUUGGUUGUGAAGGAUGCAUGUCUUGCAUUGAAUAAAAUAAUGCAGGGAAGACAUUUGAAAAUAAGGAUCCAAAUUCCAGAGGCGCUGUCUCCUUAAUGCAGGCAGGAUGUAAUUUCUUGGCACUCCUUGUCUUCUUCCAACUGGGAGGCCGGUACAAAAUUUCAGUGUGGUUCCCCCCUUCCCCCCCAAAAGGAAGAAAACACUCUGAGAAAAUCAGCAGAGAUACACCGUUCCAGGUUGGGAAUGUGGAAACAGGUUAUUGAAAUGACAUACAGCUGGCUAAUCUAUGUUUUCCCAAUGCAACUGGUGUGCAGCGAGACAUUUUAAAACAAACAAACAAACAAGAAUAAUAAAGGGGAAUGGUAUUGUGUGACGCACUUAAGCCAGAGUUUUUAUGGUACAAACAGAUGGCGAAAAGAAGGUCUAAGAUUCAGCAGUUUGUAAGAGGUGCCAAGGGGUUCCAAUACGGGUUUUGGGGGUCUGUGAUGUACAGUGUGAAUAAACGCUUGCAGCUCUUAGUCUUUUGAAUCAAUGGAGCACUUUUUUAUUCAUAUUUUCUCCCAUUGGAUGUGAAGCAGGAAACCCAGCUCGCUCGCUUACUCACUCUGUGUGUGUGUGUGUGUGUGUGUGUGUGUGUGAGAGAGAGAGAGAGAGAGAGAGAGAGAAUUGCAUAGAUCUUCAAAAGAGCAAAAUUUUAUAUUUUUUACUUUUUGUCAAAUGUAGACUUCAAUACUCUAGAAUGCUUAAAUAUAUAUAUGAAAAAAUGAAAUAAACUUUAGAGAUUGCAUACAGGAA
Pseudonaja textilis is the source of this 6359-nucleotide messenger RNA. It is a transcript of the gene MTMR3, whose product is annotated as myotubularin related protein 3. NCBI's taxonomy places the organism in Eukaryota, Metazoa, Chordata, Lepidosauria, Squamata, Elapidae. The record is from RefSeq and is a predicted model, not a curated record. Gene Ontology annotation, molecular function: protein phosphatase binding; phosphatidylinositol-3-phosphate phosphatase activity; metal ion binding. Gene Ontology annotation, cellular component: cytoplasm; membrane. Gene Ontology annotation, biological process: phosphatidylinositol dephosphorylation; regulation of autophagy.